This is a messenger RNA of Staurois parvus, 486 nucleotides long. The record is from the annotation of a GenBank genome assembly. NCBI's taxonomy places the organism in Eukaryota, Metazoa, Chordata, Amphibia, Anura, Ranidae.
UGAUGAUCAGUGUAGCCCUAGCAGUGCCACCUGUCAGUGUCCAUCAAUGCCAGCUGUCAGUGCUCAUCAGUGCCACUUGCCAGUGCCCAUCAGUGCUCAUCAAUGCCACAUAUCAGUGCUCAUCUGAGCUGCCUUUCAGUGCCACCUAUCAAUGCCAGUCAGUGCCACCUAUCAGUGCCGCCAGUCAGUGCCACCUAUCAGUGCCAGUCAGUGCCAUCUAUCAGUGCCAGUCAGUGCCGUCUAUCCGUGCCAGUCAAUGCCGACUAUCAGUGUGCAUCAGUGCCGCCUAUCAGUGCCCGUCAGUGCUGCCUAUCAGUGCCACCUAACAGUGCCAGUCAGUGCCACCUAACAGUGCCAUCAGUACCGCCUAUCAGUGCCACCUAUCAGUGCCGCCUAUCAGUGCCAUAUAUGAGUGCUGUCUUUCAGUGCCCGUCAGUGAUGCCUGUCAAUGCCCAUCAGUGCCACCUACCAGUGCCUCCACAUCAG